Aphanomyces invadans is the source of this 297-nucleotide messenger RNA. RefSeq lists its product as hypothetical. The record is from RefSeq and is a predicted model, not a curated record. The coding region runs from base 1 to 297 and encodes 98 amino acids. NCBI's taxonomy places the organism in Eukaryota, Oomycota, Saprolegniomycetes, Saprolegniales, Verrucalvaceae. The transcript is spliced from 2 exons.
AUGCCUUUGAAACCCUCGGCUAAGAGGCUCUCAACUAAGAAGCCUUCGACCGAGAAGCCCGUGACUACGCCGGCUGUGACGUCACCAGUCAUCCGUUCUGCUACGAAGCCUGCAACCACUCCACCUUCUACGUCGAAACUUGAGACCAAAAAGCCCACCACGAAUCCUGCCACGAUGGAGCUUGUUGGUAAGGCCAAGAAGUCCAGCAAGAACUCUGCCAAGAAGGUCGUGAAGAAGUACGGAAAGCCCGAAGAAUGCCAAGAAGGUCGUGAAGAAGUAUGGCAAGAAGGCUGCUAA